Messenger RNA from Dermatophagoides pteronyssinus (European house dust mite), 1672 nucleotides. RefSeq names its product NAD kinase 2, mitochondrial (gene Nadk2). Lineage: Eukaryota; Metazoa; Arthropoda; Arachnida; Sarcoptiformes; Pyroglyphidae. Gene Ontology annotation, biological process: NAD+ metabolic process. Gene Ontology annotation, molecular function: NAD+ kinase activity. Gene Ontology annotation, cellular component: mitochondrion. The record is from RefSeq and is a predicted model, not a curated record.
AUCGUUAAGUGUAUGUAUUGAGAAUAUCCCCGAGUUGGUCAUCAUCAAUCAAAUUUUUUUGUUGCAUGUUUCACUAUCAUCAUUUCGCACUUUGAAUAUAUUGAUUGAUAAGGAAGAAAGAAAAAAUCUUGUUAUGUUAAGAUCAUGUUCUAAUCAUUAUCAUCGAAUAUUUUUGAAACGUUAUUCGCCACUCUCGUCAUCCUUAUUCUGUCGACAAUUUAACCACCAUCAACACCGCCAUCGUCAUCAAUAUUAUCGUAAUAAACAACAAACACCUCCGAAUAAUAAUUUAAUGAGCCUUAAAACUAAUCAUACAAAUUGUUCAUCAUCAUCUGCAUCAUCAUCAUCGAAUGUUGAACAUCAUUUUCCUGAACCAUUCGAAUUUCGACCAAAAAAAGUAUUAGUUAUUGGAAAAUUUUCUCGUUUAGAAUUUGAAAAACAUCGUAAUCCAGAUUUAAGUGAUAAAGAACUUGCCGAAUAUGUAAGCAUAAUAAUAAUGAUGAUAUUCAAAUUCAAAUUUGAUUUUUCCUUGUUUCUUUUUGAUCAGAUUGAAAAUCAUGGUUCAGAUUAUCAAUCAUUAUUAUAUCAUCAUAAAAUUCAUUCAACAAAUCGUGAACAUAUUGUUAAAUGUUUACAACAACGAAAUAUUGAAUGUCGUGUUGUUAAUCGUUUUGGUUACACGCGGGAAUUAAUCGAUUGGUCUGAUAUGAUUAUAACAUCGGGUGGUGAUGGAACAUAUCUGCUGGCCGCAAAUCAAAUUUCAAAUAAUAAUAAACCAUUAAUAGGUGUAAAUAGUGAUCCAUCAAGAUCAAUUGGUCAUUUAUGUUUGGAUAGAAGAUAUUCAAAUCGAUUUGAUCUUGCAUUAGAUGCAAUUCUUACCGGUCAAUUUGAAUGGUAUUUUCGUCAACGAAUUCGAAUUACAUUAGAAGGUGAAAGUGCCCUGAAUGAUCCAGUUGAACUACAUGAUCAACAAUUAAUGCAACGUGAAUGUAGAUUUUGGGAUUUGGAUAACAUUCAUCAAUUGCCUAAAAAAUCUACCCCAAACGAUAUAAAUGAAAAAAUCAAAACGACUAAUGAUCAACGACGUCGUGUAUUACCACAUUUAGCUUUGAAUGAAGUAUUUGUUGGUGAAUCAUUAUCAUCAAGAGUAUCAUAUUUUGAAAUGGCUAUUGAUAAUCGACCAAAAUUUAAGAUAAAAAGUUCGGGAACAACUAUUUGUACAGGAACUGGUUCAACAUCAUGGUUUUUCAAUAUUAACAAACUAACACCACAAUGUGUUUCGAAUCUUUUCAAUAUAAUUAAUGAAGAAAGAUUUGGUGGCCAAAAUCAUCAAUCACCACCACCACUCGAUCCAAAUGAUCAACGAUUAGUACAACGUAUUACGGAUCGUUUUAAUAGUUCAUUAAUUUAUUCACCAUCCAAAUUAUUAAUGGCAUAUGUUAUUCGUGAUCCGGUUGUAUUCGGUACAAAUUUUAAUAGUAAUCCGAAAGAUUUUGCCCAAAAAAUUGUGAUCAAAUCUCGUAUGACUGAUGCUCAUAUUGUUAUUGAUGGUGGUCUUUCAUAUGCAUUCAAUGAUGGAUCGAAAGCAUCAUUUGAAAUGUUUGAAAAAGAUGCAUUAAGAGCAAUCAAAUUAAAAGAAUGAUGAACAUUUCAUUUAUUUAUUGCUGCUUCA